AUGCGCUGCUCCGAUCUCUUUCUCCUCACCCUCUGUGCCCUGCCAGGCAUAAGCUGCAAGAAUCAGGAGGAGAAGCUGCUCCAGGACCUGAUGACCAACUACAACCGCCACCUACGCCCAGCGCUGCGUGGGGACCAGAUCAUUGACGUCACCCUCAAACUCACCCUCACCAACCUCAUCUCCCUGAAUGAGCGGGAAGAGACCCUCACCACCAAUGUUUGGAUCGAGAUGCAAUGGUCUGACUAUCGCCUGCGGUGGGACCCUGAUAAAUACGAUGACAUCCAGCAGCUGCGGGUGCCCUCCACCAUGGUUUGGCUGCCUGACAUUGUCUUGGAGAACAACAUCGAUGGGACGUUCGAGAUCACACUCUACACCAAUGUGCUGGUGUACCCAGAUGGCAGCAUCUACUGGCUGCCUCCCGCCAUCUACCGCAGCUCCUGCUCCAUCCACGUCACCUACUUCCCCUUUGACUGGCAGAACUGCACCAUGGUCUUCCAGUCCCAGACCUACAGCGCGAACGAAAUCAACCUGCUGCUGACAGUGGAGGAAGGCCAGACAAUAGAGUGGAUCUUCAUUGACCCUGAAGCCUUUACAGAGAAUGGAGAAUGGGCCAUCAAGCACCGCCCUGCACGGAAGAUCAUCAACUCGGGGCGCUUCACCCCGGACGACAUCCAGUACCAGCAGGUGAUCUUUUACCUCAUCAUCCAACGCAAGCCGCUCUUCUACAUCAUCAACAUCAUCGUGCCCUGCGUCCUCAUCUCUUCCAUGGCUGUGCUGGUUUACUUUCUACCUGCCAAAGCGGGGGGGCAGAAGUGCACCGUCUCCAUCAACGUCCUUCUGGCCCAGACCGUCUUUCUCUUCCUCAUUGCCCAGAAGGUGCCCGAGACCUCCCAGGCAGUGCCACUCAUUGGGAAGUACCUGACCUUCCUCAUGGUGGUGACAGUGGUGAUCGUGGUGAAUGCUGUCAUCGUCCUCAACGUCUCACUGAGAACACCCAACACUCACUCCAUGUCUCAGAGGGUGCGCCAGGUGUGGCUGCACCUCCUGCCCCGCUACCUGGGCAUGCACAUGCCAGAGGAAGCCCCGGGGCCACCACCAGCCACCCGGCGACGCAGUUCCCUGGGGCUGAUGGUGAAAGCCGAUGAGUACAUGCUAUGGAAAGCCCGGACUGAGCUUCUCUUUGAGAAGCAGAAGGAGAGGGAUGGACUGAUGAAAACCGUGCUGGAAAAGAUUGGACGUGGCCUGGAGAACAACUGUGCACAGGACUUCUGCCAGAGCCUGGAGGAGGCAAGCCCUGAGAUCCGGGCGUGCGUUGAGGCCUGCAACCACAUCGCCAACGCCACGCGGGAGCAGAACGACUUCAGCAGUGAGAACGAGGAGUGGAUCCUGGUGGGGAGAGUGAUUGACCGCGUCUGCUUCUUCAUCAUGGCCUCGCUCUUUGUGUGUGGCACCAUUGGCAUCUUCCUCAUGGCUCACUUCAACCAGGCGCCCGCUCUGCCCUUCCCUGGGGACCCCAAGACGUACCUGCCCCCAUGACAGGUCCAAAUGGCAGGGUCUGGGGGUCCCCAGACUUGGCUCCCAGUACCAAGAGUGGUGACGGGAGCAUGGGGUGGCUGUGGUUGUGCUGAAAGCAGAAGUAAAGCCCGUGGUGGUUUCAUGAGCUCCUGAACAUUUUUGUACCCAUUGGAGGUGUUACUCUCAUUGGACAGCCCUGACACGACCCUGAGGAUUGCACUUAGCUGGGGACAGGGACACUGCUACAGACCUUCAAGCCACACAGCACCUCAUGGAGGCACUGAGGGGUGGGACAAGGGGGAACCAGAGCAGAGUUGGGCAUCUGAUGGGCCAUGCACUGCAAGAUGUACUAGCAGUGAGAUUCACAUUGCCUCCUGCAAAUCCACAGCUUCAACACUGGGACAAAUGCAGACCCUGGUAUCCCCACAGCCAUGGUGGCAUUGGGGCAGCAAUGGGGCCAUAAGUGAGGACAGGCAAUUCCUCAUUCCACUUCUAUUCUAGCCACAGCAAUUCAACUGCUCCUGCUUCCUGGCAAGCUCCAGCAAGUGGCUUUGAGUGAAAAGAACAGAGCACCCAAAUAUUCUUUGGGGAUGGUGCUGCUUGGCAUCCACCAUGUUACAAGCAUCACCUCAGUGCCUCAUCUCAUAUACUGAGCACAACCCUUUCCCUCUGCCCCCACGCGUCCCUCCCCUGCUCCUCCCUGACCCCUGGGACCUGCAGCUUUGUCCCUACUGGCAGGGGGGUGCGGGAGCCAGCUUGGGAAUGCUGGCAGGCAAUACAUGUCGCCAGCAGACGCACAGCAAUAUGGCCUCAUUUCGCCCCUGUGCCCCCAUAGCCAUACACAUUGAUGUCCCAUCAUCAGGCCCAGGGUGGCUAAAAGGAUGGGAGAGCCCUGGCCAAACGCUCCCAGCCCUACGAGGGACAGGAGCUGAUCUCAGUUCCCUAAGCUGUAGAACCAGCCACAUCCCCAGCCCCUGGCCUUUCUCUCCCUAAGAAGGUGCAGCAUUGAUGAGCUCUGGUGGGGGAAACACUUUGCAGGUCACCCUGCCCAGAGCUUGCAGAGCAUGUGCUGUAAAAGGGAAAGAUCUCCUCCAGCCCAGCACCAACUCCAGGUGCAUGUGCCCCAUCAAGAAGCACUAAUAAGAGCAACAUCUCCCCCUGCCUACCAAUACUCACCUUCUCCACCUCCAAAAUUGGGGACUCCUUUCACCUCUUUUGAGUCAGGAAGCAGUUUUCCUCCUUGGUUCCAGAUUGGAAACACCCCAUAAGCUCCCACCAUCAUUCUCUGAACCCAAAGCCCAGCCAUCAGCUGUACUCAGGCAGCCACAGUUCACAGCCUGGCACAGCCCAGCAUCCCCUGCCCAGGGAAAGCAAAGACCUGGCAAUGACUCCACAGCUUGAAGGAGUUCCAGGCACUGGUGGUUUACUCAAAGGCUGCUACACAGAGAUCUGGGCAAGCUUAAGGGUGGACAAAGCCUUGAGGAUGAGAGCAGGGAAGGUCAUGACUCAGCACAGAUCUGGGGCUCCUACACAAGCUUGCUUCCUGAAUGAAGAUGUGAAACCUAUGCUUGAGCACGACAGGUUCCUUCCCCUCCCAAACAAAUUAUGAUCAUCUUUUCACCAUUCAUACUAGCAGGACUCAGUUCACUCCUCAACUAACAGGAACCAGUGCUGGCUUCCUCCAGACCUCCACCAACCUCCACCACAGUGACAGCAGGAAGCAAAGAACAGCCCCAGGGAAGGGCUCUUCCGCAUUUCCCUUGCAAUGAUUACUUAAGGGCGAGCACAGCAGGACUGCAGCGUUUUCAGAUUUAAUAGCAAGCCUGCACUCAUCAGCACCAGCUUAGACACAGGGUAUCAGAGGCAAGAAGUGGGCGAGUACAUGAAAUAGCAGAUGUGGACAUGACGCACAGCUGGGCAAAACAACAGGACUAAAGCCCUAAGUGAUGUCAUCUGCAAGGAGCUAAAUGCACUGUGGAUGAAAGGAGCCUGCAGCUAGUAUUUCAGCCUUGCCUUGCAAGGCUAUUUUUGCUUAGAUUGCUAAAAUGUAAUUACAACUAAAUCCCCAUAACAAAUACCAGAGAGCAGCAGGAGAGAGCUGUAUUUAAAAGGAAUUUUAAGUAGCAACUGUAGUAGUACCUGAUCACAGUGGGGAAAACAAACUGCACCUGGGAAAGAUCAUUUGGUUGAAAGCUGGUGGAAAACGAGUGGCAAGAACAGAAAUAGGGCUGUGUUAAGAAACACGAAGAGCAAUGCCACCGUCAGGGAAAUGGCCUCUCCCACCUGCCCAGCCAGAUGCCAGGAGGUACAAGCUGCAUGGCCGUGGGGAGGUGGCCGCAGGUGGCAGUUUGUCAUUGCUGUCACUGCGUUGAAUGCUUCCAGAGACCACUUGGGACUGAAACCCUCAAUGCGGAAAACAAGCCCUUCAGAAGAUUGAAUUAUUUCAGGCUGUCUUCUCUGCUGGUUCUGGCUGCUUUCAGUCUAGACUUCAAUAAUAACAUGGAAUUUGCAAUUUGGAGACAUGAGGCUGAAGGUCUCCCGGGCCCCAAGGCCAGAAUUUGUCCCAGACACAGGUUGCUGGUUCUGCAGUCACUACUGAAUAGGUCCCAGCAGCCCCUUCUCCUGGGGGAUUGUGCAGAGAGCAUAGGGCAGGAGGUGUGCCCCAGCUCUGGCCGCAGCCUCCCCCUCAGGCCCAUGCAAAGGCUCUAUUAAAAAUGAAAGGCAAUUGUGCGAUUCCCUAAGGAAGAGGGGAAAGGCUAAAGCUGUUAAUGAGUACAAUUAGUGUUGUAGUCAAGCAGAAUCAGAGGAAAUAAUUAGCUCCUAUUGUUUCUGUGGCAUCUGAAUUGCAGGCAUGCUGGCUUUCCAAGCAGCAACCCAUCAGUCCAGCCUUACCCAGAGCACAGGAGACAGGGGGUCACAGCUUCCAUGCAGCUCCAAGCAGCAGUCCAGGCCAUCACCCUCUUUCACUACAGCCACUGGGGUCCAUUUCGCAGAUGGCUGGAGACUCACAAACAACAGCACACCCCAGCUCAGCUGCCUACAGAAGCAUGUACAGCCCCACACUCAUCCUCUCCUGAUGGUUCUCCAGUGAGAUGGCUGGAGUAUAGCAAUUAAAUGACACCAAAUACCAUUUUGUCCUAGUUUAAAGGCAGCUUGCAGCCCUCUCCCCAGCAUGGAAGGCUGAGUGCAAGGCACUGCUAACCAGGGAAUAUGAAGAAGCAGCAAAGACCAAGUAAUCAUCUCAUUCUUCAAAUGAACUAUUGCACUACUGUGUGUCCACAUAACUCCCCCAGUACAAUGAAGUUUGACCACCACUGGCACUUGGAGUGCUUUGCUGCUGCAGAGCUAAGGGUCAUGGAGCUGGGUAG
Messenger RNA from Phasianus colchicus (ring-necked pheasant), 4883 nucleotides. It is a transcript of the gene CHRNG, whose product is annotated as cholinergic receptor nicotinic gamma subunit. Gene Ontology annotation, cellular component: postsynaptic membrane. NCBI's taxonomy places the organism in Eukaryota, Metazoa, Chordata, Aves, Galliformes, Phasianidae. Gene Ontology annotation, biological process: monoatomic ion transmembrane transport. The record is from RefSeq and is a predicted model, not a curated record. Gene Ontology annotation, molecular function: transmembrane signaling receptor activity; acetylcholine-gated monoatomic cation-selective channel activity.